Messenger RNA from Didymodactylos carnosus, 618 nucleotides. The record is from the annotation of a GenBank genome assembly. Lineage: Eukaryota; Metazoa; Rotifera; Eurotatoria; Philodinida; Philodinidae.
AUGAUAUCGAUAAAACAAGUAUUUUAUGUCAGUGGACUAUGUCUUUUAUUAAUUUUAUUGUAUCGAACAUUCAUCGUAUUUUCACCUGACAAGGAUUUGUUUGAAAAAUGUUCAACGUCUCAUGACCAUUCGCUUAGUUUGAACAAUGAACGUUUGAAUGCAUUGCAAACAAUAUUGAAAUAUAAAACAGUUUCAAUAAAUAUUCGAAAUCAAAAUUAUGAUGCACUACAACAAUGUCGAUCUUAUAUUAAACAACGUUAUUCAAAUAUACUUGAAAAUAAAUUUGUUGAAAUAAAUGAUAUUGCUACAUAUUCAAUAUUAUAUACAAUAAAAGGAACAGAAACCAGGUUAAAACCUUAUUUAUUAUCAGCGCACAUAGAUGUAGUACCGGCAAAUAUUGACAAAACGAAUGGUGAGCAAUGGAAACAUGCACCUUUCGAUGCUGUGAUUGAUGGUGAAUUUAUAUAUGGACGAGGCACGUUGGACGACAAAACAACCGUCUUUGGAGUGAUGGAAGCAGUACAGGAAUACAUUAGAAUUAAUGGUCAGCCCCGUCGAACAUUUUAUGUGGCAUUAACUCAUGAUGAAGAGGUAAAAUCAAGAAAUAAGUUGAGUUAA